Messenger RNA from Lethenteron reissneri (Far Eastern brook lamprey), 1285 nucleotides. RefSeq names its product fibroleukin-like. Lineage: Eukaryota; Metazoa; Chordata; Hyperoartia; Petromyzontiformes; Petromyzontidae. Gene Ontology annotation, cellular component: fibrinogen complex. The record is from RefSeq and is a predicted model, not a curated record. Gene Ontology annotation, biological process: fibrinolysis; blood coagulation; blood coagulation, common pathway. Gene Ontology annotation, molecular function: protein-macromolecule adaptor activity; extracellular matrix structural constituent.
GGCGCGCGGGAGAGGCCACCAAGGAGGCGCUUGCGUCUCUCGACAGGAGGAUGAGCGCAGUGACGAGCCUGCUGCUUCGUUUGGUGGCCGCGUGCGACUGGAGCUGCGGGGAUGCCACCCAGCAGAUCAGACUCGAGAGUCGACGACUACAGAGCCUGGACACGAGCGUGCGGCUCCUCCCUUUGUCGCCCGACAUCUCGAAGCAAGAUUCCACGGACGAGGAUGAUGUUGCUGCUGCGGCUGCUGCGGCUGCUGCCUUGAACGGACGACUCUUCCCAGAGGACUGCGCUGACAUCUACAAGCAGAAGAUCAAGGAGAGCGGCGUCUACACCAUUCAGCCUGCGUCUGCCCAGGUGCCCUUCGAGGCGUUCUGCGACAUGGACACGGACGGCGGCGGCUGGACCGUCUUCCAGCGCCGGCGCGACGGCUCGCGGGACUUCAACCGCACGUGGGCCGAGUACAAGCGCGGCUUCGGCGAGGUGGGCGGCGAGCACUGGCUAGGCAACGAUCGGCUGCACCAGCUGACGUCAUCGUCGUCGUUCACGCUGCGCGUGGAGCUCGAGGACUGGCACGGCGUGCGGCGCCACGCGCUCUACGCGCACUUCCACGUCGCGUCCGAGCGCGAGCGCUACCGCCUGACGGCGCGCGGCUACCGCGGCGACGCGGGCAACGCGCUCAGCUACAGCCGCGGCUACAACCACGACGGGAGGCCCUUCUCGACGCCCGACCGCGACAACGACGCCUACGCGGCGGGGAACUGCGCCGCCUACUACGCCUCGGGCUGGUGGUUCGACUCCUGCCUGGCCGCCAACCUCAACGGGCGCUACCACCGCGGGGGCUACCGAGGCCGAGUCACCGACGGCAUCUACUGGGGCACGUGGUACAUCCUGAGCGACUACCGCACCGGGCGCAAGUACUCGUUCCGCUCCGUCGAGAUGAAGGUCCGCCCGGCGCGCUUCUGAAGCGCGCGCUGCCGGGGGUGGGUUGGGCGGAUCGGAGAGAGGGUGAAUUGGAUGGUGAGGUCGAUGAUGACGAUGGUGGUGAUGAUACUCAAAACGAACUAAGCUAGUUUUAAAUUUAUAAGGCCCACUGAGCUAUGUGGUGGGGUAAAGUGUGGAUGGUCCCAGCUCUCCCAAGGCAUCUGGAAGAGUAGGCCAACGAAACUGCCACAGAGGGGCUCUGUUGAACUCUCGCUCGUGGAGGCCCUUCUGCCAGCAGUGGCCUUAGCAUGUGAGCGCAGGACAGUAGAUUUAUCGUUCAACUAUUAUGCCGCACAAUAAUGUCG